Aspergillus saccharolyticus JOP 1030-1 is the source of this 2203-nucleotide messenger RNA. RefSeq names its product GMC family oxidoreductase. The transcript has a single exon. The record is from RefSeq and is a predicted model, not a curated record. Gene Ontology annotation, molecular function: oxidoreductase activity, acting on CH-OH group of donors; flavin adenine dinucleotide binding. Lineage: Eukaryota; Fungi; Ascomycota; Eurotiomycetes; Eurotiales; Aspergillaceae. The coding region runs from base 253 to 2001 and encodes 582 amino acids.
CUCUGAUCGACAUUGCUCUUGGGUUUAAUUCGCAACCUAAUCGUCGCUGAUCAUCUGUUGCUGCGCUAGAUUGACCACCCGCUUGACAUAACUAGUUAGUAGUACUAGUAUUGCACUAGAUGAGAGCUCUACAUAUACCGGCAGCAUCCGAUCUCAAGGUCCGACCUUUGUAAUCUUUCAACUAACUCACCUCAAACGCGUCACCCACCUCUUAGGAAAGUUGCGAAACCAAUUCAGUCUCAAUUUGCUCUCAUGGAGUCUGUCGCUCUACCCUCCAGUGCCGACUAUAUCAUUGUCGGCGGGGGGACGGCCGGCCUAGUCGUGGCCAGCCGUCUAUCCGAAGAUCCAACGAUUCAAGUCCUGGUUCUAGAGGCAGGGCCUGAUAGAAGCGCAGACCCUCGGUUACAGGACCCCUCCUUGUGGCUCACGCUGUGCGGGUCCGAGCUCGACUGGCAAUUCAAAACCGUGAGCCAGCCCGGUCUCAACGGCCGCGAACAAGCCCUGACAGCGGGCAAAGUCCUCGGAGGCUCUGCGGCCAUCAACACAGGCAUGUUUGUACCGCCCUCUCUUGCUGGGAUGGAGGCAUGGAAUGCCAUGGGCAACACCAGCUGGUCGUGGGACAACCUACGACCAUAUCUGCAGCGGAGCUUCACAGAGUUCGCGCCGCCUGAGCUUACCGCGCUGCGAGAGCAAGGGGAGAUGAACAUGCAGAAGGACGAAACAGAGUCGGCCAACGGUCCCAUCCAAGUCAGCUAUCCGACUCUGACAGAAAAGAGCAACCACCCGCUUCUCGAUGCUUGGAACGAGGCAUUUACAGCAAAGGGCUAUGCGUUCCAGCCAGAAUUGGUAGUUGAAGGAGCGACGGUGGGGACUCGGCCUUACUCGGCGACUGUCAAUCCAGCUUCCGGGCUCCGGAGCAGCGCCGACACCCGUUACCGCCGCCCCCAGCCGGAGGAGACGGCGCGGCGCUCCAACCUGCGGAUAGUGACUGGCGCCACGGUGGAGCAGAUCCUACUGUCGAAGAACAGUACCGACAGUGAUGAGGCCGAGAGCAGCGUGCAAGCCACAGCCGUCAAACUCCGUCUGGCCGAUGGGACCGCAGCCCAAGUUCAAGCGACCAGAGAGGUGAUCCUCGCAGCCGGGGCGUAUCAGACGCCUCAGCUGCUCGAGUACUCAGGAAUCGGCAAUCCGACCAUUCUCACACGCCACGGCAUCGCCCCUGUGAUCGUCAAUCCCAACGUGGGGGAGAAUCUACACAUUCAUAUCUGCUAUGCGCAGCCCGUCGGGCUCACGCAAUCGCCGGCGGAUGAUAGCGGCACCAAAUUCACACCGGGUAUCCAAGCCUUUGCAUUUGUCCGGACAGGCGAGGAGGCGGCACUCGCUGCCCGCCAUCUCUCUGCUUGUGUGGACCACGCGGAAUCGGCCAUCCGCAAGACCAUCCUCGAGAACCCAGACGAAGCCACCGCGUGCAUGAUACUCACGGCCGAUCCCGCCAAUAGCUUUGCACUUCUCGUUGCGAUCCCUUGCUACCCGUUAUCCCGGGGCAGGGUCCAUAUCACCAGUAGUAGCAGCAGUAGUAGCAGCCCGGACACUGGUCGGAACAACCAGGUUGAGGUCGAUCCGCAAUGUCUCACUCACCCGCUGGAUGUCGAGCUCAUGGCCCGACACGUGCAGAGCUUGUUGGAAAUCUCCACUGCUCCGGCUCUGCGGCCGUUCAUCGAUGGUUCUGCCGCGAUGAAAGAGGUUCCUCUGCAGGACUUGGAGGCUAUCAAGGCGUUACUUCGCGAGCGAGCAAUCACCACCAACCACCCAUGCGGCACGGCGGCCAUGCUGCCCCGCGCGAAGGGUGGAGUGGUCGACCAGGAGUUGAGAGUGUACGGAACAACGAAUCUGCGCGUCGUCGACGCCAGUAUCUUUCCCUUGAUUCCGUACGCAAAUCCAAUGGCGACGGUGUAUGCGGUGGCUGAAAAGGCGGUUGAUCUGAUCCAGGCUGGACGGUAGCAAUGAUGGGGAGGAUUAUGAUGGGUGAAGUUGUUCAUGAUAUGCCGCUGGAAAAUGAUAACAACAUCUGAUUGAGAAUUGCGAUAGUCUAGGGAAGAGAAAGAUGGAACAAAUCGAUAUUGUUCUACUAAUUCUUUGCCCGCCCAACCUAUGGUUUCCGAGAAUGUUGCCAUAAGCUCUUAAGGUCAUCACCAUUCACUUC